Molecule: messenger RNA, 465 nt
Organism: Spodoptera littoralis (African cotton leafworm)
Lineage: Eukaryota; Metazoa; Arthropoda; Insecta; Lepidoptera; Noctuidae
Source: the annotation of a GenBank genome assembly
AUGUUCAAUUCAUCGGUAUUUAUGUAUUGUUUGUACUUCUGUGCUUUAACUCCAUAUUUAGUUUCUGCCAUGACAGCUGAACAGAAAGCUCUAAUUCAUGAGCACUUUGAGACGAUUGGUAAGUCUUGUAACAAAGACAGCACCAUGAUAACAGCUGAGGAUAUCGCCAAUCUCCGAGCUAAGAAGAUCCCGACUGGUCCCAACGCUCCUUGCUUCUUGGCGUGCAUGAUGAAGCAAAUUGGUGUUAUGGAUGACAAUGGCAUGGUGCAGAAAGAAACCGCCCUCGAAAUGGCUAAAGCGGUAUUCGAUGAUCCAGAAGAAAUCAAGGCAAUCGAAGAUUAUCUGCAUUCCUGCUCACACAUUAACACUGAAUCGGUCAGUGAUGGUGCUGCUGGAUGUGAGCGCGCUAUGCUGGCGUAUAAAUGCAUGACAGAGAACGCUUCUAAGUUUGGCUUCGACAUCUAA